GGGAAACUAAAGGGGGGAAAUUGCAUGGUAGCGUACCAUACAAUGUUGUCACCUUUUAGGACCUGAGGCCUGGUGUGAGGAGCCUGGAGCGGCGGAGCCAUGAUGUCGUGGUUCGGCUGGAGCGAGCCGCCGUACCGGAGCGCUCGACGUGACCCGGCCGAGGUGGUGACCGACACCCUGAUGCUGGAGCUCAGCUGGCAGAUAAAGGAGGCCGAGCGCCUGCAGCGUGAGCGCGAUAACGAAUAUCGCCGGCUGAGCACAGGGGUGGAUUACAGCUGGCUGGUGAGCAUGCCGCGCACCACCUACGAUAUCAGCCAAGGCGAGAGACUGGCGCUGGAAGAUCUCUGCGGCAAACUGCACCCGUCCUACUGCGGGACAAUGAUACUCCGUUUUCGCCAGGUGCUGAGCGAGAACGAGCCGGAGGUGCAGGAGGUGUCCGGCCUUUUCCGCGGCGUUCUCCUGGAGACCCUGGAGCGGAUGCAGGAGGAGAAGGAGGCGCAGCGUCUGAGUCGGCAGUGGAACAACAAGCGCUCCAUCAGCCUGUCCAUGCUCACCCUCAAAUCCAGGAUACGCAUCAAUCCAUUCGGGAGCUCGGUGGCCCUCACCUCCAGCUCCUCCGGGUUAGAGGAGGUCCACACCAUAUCCCAGGAUGUGGAGAGAGGUCUGGAGCGGGCAGCAGAACGGGCACCGCGGGUGUUCAGCGUGCCGGACUUCACGCGCAACGGGCAUUAACGGACGUUUCGGAAUGUAGGACUUUGCAGGAGCGUCGAGGUGGAACGAGAGAAAAUCCUCUGUAAUAACUACGUACUUAUAACGAUUCUCAGUUCUUUAUCGUUUCUGCUUUUAACCUCAUGUUUUUAGAAAAUGAGACAAUAACUAAAUAACCAAAUACACGACCAAAAGUGUACGGACACCUGACCAGGAGCUUGUUGGACUUUUUUAUUCCAAAACCAUGAGCGCCCCUUCCUACAGCUUUAACAGCCGUCAGUUUCCCAUAAGAUUUCAUACUGAUAUUGGCUAGGAAGGUCUGGCUCGCAAUCGAUGUUCCGAUUCAUCCCAAAGAUGUUCGACUGGGUUAAGGUUAGGGCUCUGUGCACCCGCUGGAAGCGUUUUAUGCACCUAUUAGCAAAGGGUGUGGCUUAAACACCUGAGCCAAGAUCAGAAAAAGUUGGGACAGUGGAUAAAAUGCAAAUAAAUUUAGAGUAAUAAUGUACAGCAGUUUAUUUUAUUUAAAGCAAUUUUAAGCAUUAUUUUAUAAUUCAGUGUACGUCAGUGUGUUGUUUCUAGAGUUUUUGAGGAGAGAAAAGUAUUUAACCACUUUUAUUUAUUUUUUUCAUUUUCUAUUAUCUACUGUACAUAUUUGUAAA
This is a messenger RNA of Trichomycterus rosablanca, 1367 nucleotides long. RefSeq names its product retinal degeneration 3, GUCY2D regulator (gene rd3). The coding region runs from base 100 to 732 and encodes 210 amino acids. The record is from RefSeq and is a predicted model, not a curated record. NCBI's taxonomy places the organism in Eukaryota, Metazoa, Chordata, Actinopteri, Siluriformes, Trichomycteridae. The transcript has 2 exons.